ACCAAAAGCUUCUUUUAAACUCCUAUUUGUUUCAGAGUUUUCUUCCUCAAUUCAUAUAAAUUUUCUAUUCAAGUUUAUAGGGUUUACGUAAUUUCUCUGCUGAUACUAAAUCUAAUCCCAUUUAUUAUCUCUUUUUAUAUUUGUUAUUGCUUUGCGUGAUUAUUUAUGUAUUAUUGUGGAGUGAUGAGGGAUUAAUUUGAGUUAAAUCUUUAUUAAUUAGUAUACUAAUAAUGCACUUUUUGCAGUAGUGAGUGAGAGUAAUUAUUCAACCAACCAGUCUCAAAUGUCAAAGCUUUUUGACAACUCUGAGCUUUGUCUUCAAAAUUGAAAUUUUAAAUUAAAUUAAACCUCUCUCUCUGCAAAAACUGCCAUUACCCCUCCAUUUACUUCUCUCCACAACCCAACAAAACCACCAACAUUCUCUCUCUCUCUCUCUCUCACUCACGCAUCCACUGAGAAGAAAAGAAGGGGAAAAAGAAAUGUGCAAACAGUUCAAUCCCAUGACUCUUCUCUUUCUCUUUUCUCUCUACUUCCUAUCACCUCUCAAUGUGAAUCUUGCCGGAGCCGGGGAUAUUCCCGGGGGAUUCUCGGCUGAGAAAAACCCAUUUACCCCAAAAGCUUCCUUGAUUCGAUACUUGAACAAGGAGAUCCGCGUCGAUUUGACAAAAUCCUCUUUCCUAAUCUCAAAGGCAUCGCCAUUGACCGCCGUGGACUCCGCCGCUUUUGCCAAGCUCGCUUCCCAAAACGAGCUUUCCACCAGGCUUCCGGCAUUUUGCUCAUCGGCUAAACUCUUCUGCUUCCCCGAUUUAUCGCAGAGUCUCGAGAAACACGACGCCGACGUCAACUUUGCUACUUACAGUCAGAAGAACUUCACCAACUACGACGGUCACCGGAUCGGCGGCGUCAAUUCAUUCCAGAAAUAUUCUGUUGAUGAAAACGUCAUUGUCGACUCGUUCCGUAGAUACAGCCGCAACUCAUUUGGUCACGACGACCGAUUUUCCGAGUACGCCACUCAGGGCAACGUGGUUGACCAGGGUUUCAACACCUAUGGCACCAAGGCCGGAGGCGGCGAGAGCGAGUUCAAGAACUAUCAUAAAGAGGUGAACAAUCCGAACAGCCGGUUCACUAGCUACUCAGAUUCUUCGAAUGGACGGGCUCAGACCUUCAAGGGUUAUUCCCAGGAUGCAAACGCAGGAAAUGGUCAGUCGUUCUCGAACUAUGCGAAGAAUGGAAAUGGAGUACCCAACAAGUUCAGCAGCUACUCGACAGACUCCAAUGUGGUGGGCUCAACUUUCUCGGGUUACGGACAAAGUGGGAAUGGCAUAUCCGACAACUUUACCAGUUAUGGCGUCAACGGGAAUGUACCUCAGAACAAUUUCAAUAACUACGGCGCCGGCGGCAAUGGGGGGGAAGAUUCCUUCUCACGCUACAGAGAUGAUGCGAAUGUAGGCGACGAUUCAUUCUCUUCUUAUGAGAAGAAUUCAAACGGUGGAAAGGCCGGUUUUUCCACUUAUGGGCAAUCUGCAAACAUUGGUACAGACACCUUCACUGGGUAUGGUCCAGGAGGCGAAAUAGAAUUCAAGACUUAUGGACUUAACACCACUUUCAAAGAGUACAGCAAAAACGCCAUUUCGGUAUCUUUUGAAAGGUACAAUAUAACCUCUGCUAGUGAAUCAGCAUCCACAAAAAUGAUGAUGGGUAAUAGCAGUUUGGUAAAAAGGUGGGUGGAACCGGGGAAAUUCUUCCGGGAGAAGAUGCUGAAACAAGGAACAAUCAUGCCAAUGCCGGACAUUAAAGAUAAAAUGCCGGAAAGGUCUUUUUUGCCCCGAACCAUCGUCUCAAAAUUACCAUUCUCCACCUCCAAAAUCAAUGUCUUAAAGCAAAUUUUCCACGCGGAAGACAACUCAUCCAUGGAUACUAUCAUCAGCGACGCCUUGAAGGAGUGCGAAAGGGCACCCAGCCCUGGCGAGACCAAGCGCUGCGUUGGCUCUGCCGAGGAUCUCAUUGAUUUCGCCACAUCGGUGCUGGGUCGGAACAUCUUAGUUCGGACCAGCGACAACGUCAGAGGGUCAAAGCAGCAGAUCAUGAUUGGAUCGAUAAAAGGAAUCAACGGUGGAAAGAUCACCAAGUCGGUUUCCUGCCACCAGAGUCUGUACCCUUACCUACUCUAUUACUGCCACUCUGUUCCCAAAGUUCGGGUCUAUGAAGCAGAUAUUUUAGACCCGACUAGCAAGGAGAAGAUCAACCACGGCGUAGCCAUCUGUCACUUGGAUACUUCCCAGUGGAGCCCCGGACACGGAGCUUUCCUGGCAUUGGGGUCGGGUCCGGGUCGGAUCGAGGUAUGUCACUGGAUUUUCGAAAAUGAUUUAACCUGGACGGUUGCUGAUUAGACUAAAAGUGAGGUUGAGGCAUCUGGGUUGGAAUUCAUGGCUAAGAUAACUUGGCCCCGCACCUCAAGCUCAAACUCGCUUGUACUUCCAUUACCACUAGCUAUGGUUUUUUUAUCUUUUUUUUUUUUUUUACUUAAGAGUAAAAAUGAGGGAAGAUGAAGAUGGUUGUUUAUUAUUAUUAUUAU
Messenger RNA from Carica papaya (papaya), 2575 nucleotides. Its product is annotated as polygalacturonase 1 beta-like protein 3. NCBI's taxonomy places the organism in Eukaryota, Viridiplantae, Streptophyta, Magnoliopsida, Brassicales, Caricaceae. The record is from RefSeq and is a predicted model, not a curated record.